UCCUCAUUCCAUGCAGAUAGUAUUUGCUUGAUAAACAACAUAUCAUUCCUUUUUUCCUAGACACAUGUUUCUGCAGUCUCAUAUAGGGAAGUUUUCCCUUCCAUUAAUACUUGAUUUUACCAGAAAUAAAAAUAAAAAAUUUACAUCAUUUAUGUCUUACAUCACAAUGCAUGAAUGAAGUGCUUACCUCUGAUUUUUUGCUCUCUUCAAUAGCAGACGCAAUGAAAAUAUGCCCAUGACAAAAGUCUGCCAAAACCACCCUCUUGAAUUACCAGGAUCCACCCGUUUUGCCAAGAACCAUGCAUAUAUAGCCUCGAAAAGAUGUGCUGCUAUAGUGAGAAUUGAUACCAUCCUUAGCACUAACAUUGACCGGAAGAUGAAAAGAAGAAUUGCUUUAAUGAGGGAUAAAGGUGCUAUGGCAGGUAACCAUGCAACAGCAAACACUGCAAUCAUUGCUGUCACCACAAAAAACCAAGUAUAUAUUGUAGGCCCAUCCAGAGUUUUCCUUUUUCUUUCCUGCCAGUAUGAGAUGGUUGCAGCCAUACCCUCACGAGGACUUACCAUGGGAACAUAGCCAAGCUCCUGUUGUGCUUUA
Messenger RNA from Rubroshorea leprosula, 595 nucleotides. Lineage: Eukaryota; Viridiplantae; Streptophyta; Magnoliopsida; Malvales; Dipterocarpaceae. The record is from the annotation of a GenBank genome assembly.